This is a messenger RNA of Encephalitozoon cuniculi GB-M1, 420 nucleotides long. RefSeq lists its product as uncharacterized. Bases 1 to 420 code for a protein of 139 amino acids. The record is from RefSeq and is marked provisional. The transcript has a single exon. Lineage: Eukaryota; Fungi; Microsporidia; Unikaryonidae.
AUGUCCCCAGUUGUCCACCCAUAUAAAUCCCUUGAACCUUCCAAUUAUGCCCUUUAUGGACACAUUGUCGAGAAGCUCGCCCAACUCAUUCUCGACUCACUCCACAUCGUCAAUCCCAGGUCUUCCCAGCUGCGACAGAAGCACUUGGUCCUUGAACAUCUCCUCGAGCUCCUCCCAUCCAACCCACUCAGAGUCGCUCUCCCUCCUCAGCUCAUUCCCCCGCAGGUCGAUCUUCUCCAGCAUCUCGCUGUCGAAGAGCAUUUCUGCAACGCUCCUCCUCACCCUCUGUAUCCUGUUGCCUCUCAUGUCAAGCUUUUCAAGGCACCGCAUCCUUCCCACCACCUCUGGUAUCUCCUCAAACAGAUUGUUGCUCAGGUCGAGUUUCUCGAGAUACUUGAAUCUCGUAAAUGUCUUGGGUAG